Molecule: messenger RNA, 2138 nt
Organism: Branchiostoma belcheri (Belcher's lancelet)
Lineage: Eukaryota; Metazoa; Chordata; Leptocardii; Amphioxiformes; Branchiostomatidae
Product: notch-regulated ankyrin repeat-containing protein-like
Exons: 1
Coding region: 224-562 (112 amino acids)
Cellular component (GO): cytoplasm
Molecular function (GO): protein binding; enzyme inhibitor activity; phosphatase regulator activity
Source: RefSeq, a predicted model, not a curated record
UGUUUGAACUUUUCCUGUGCUGCGGUUGAGGCGGAGUGCAGCAGUAGCCAGUGACGGACAGAACCCACCCAGACCAGGCAGCACCGGAGCAGCUCGUAUCGCCUGCGGACGGACAUUUUCGGCAGCGCAGCGCGGAGACUUAGCAGCGCGGGACGUUCCUCGUUGUGCACACGCAGGAAGGAAGGUUCUUUGCCGGCUUCUAGGGGAAGCUACCGCGGGCGAGAUGAGUCAAACCGAACUGGCCAUGAGGACCGAGACGGCGCACCACCAGCAGGUUUUUCAGGAGGCGGUGAAGAAUGGGGACACGGGGUCCCUCCGCCGCCUGCUCGCCGAGAAGGCCGUCAACGUCAACGUGUUCGACCCCGAGGGGCAGACAGCGCUGCACCAGUCCGUGUUGGACGGCAACCUGGAGCUGGUCAAGCUGCUUGUAAAGUUCGGCGCGGACGUUAGACUAGCGAACCGGGACGGUUGGAGUGCGCUGCACAUAGCGGCGUACGGUGGCCAUAAAGACAUUGUUCUGUACCUUAUAAUGUCUGCUAGGGAAAGCAGUGGCAAGCGGUAGCAGGGCCGGGGUUCGAACCCUGGAUCUUUUUAACCUGAACCUGUGGACGUUAUGCUGCUGCAAUUUAGAUAGGAGUUCUAAGACUACAUGAGAUAUGAAACGUUACUUUAUGUGCAGUGGAAAUAUGGAGUAAAAGACAAGAAGAAGAAGGCACGAGACGGUGGAAGAAGUCGGAAGAGUUCGCAGUAGGCACAAGAAAAAAAUGCAACAGAAAACUUUCGACUUCAGUUCAACUCCUCUCCCGAGCGGUCUACCGAGACUUACAAGCGUUCGUCGGCGGUCGAAAGUCGCAAUAAUGACGGGAAUCGAACCCAGGGGCCUUGGUACGACAUUUUUCCUCAGGACCUGUGGACUGCGGAGGGACCGGGUGUGGGUAGGAGGAGUGUUUGUUAUUUGGACGCAAUGCUGCAUUUUUGAUUUGUUAGUAGUCGGACAGAGACGAUGUGUUUUUCAGUUGGAACGAAUGAGUUGCUAGUCGAUAGAGAUGGCUACAGAAGUGUGAUUGCGACCGUCUUUCUACCUCCAAGCUGCAAUGUUCAUGUUUUAAUGAAAAAAAGUGGAACCCAUGACUCGCGUCAACGGGGCUGUGCCGUUCCAAUCUGUCGCUUCUUUUUUUUUGUAACCCUCGCCCCCCUCCCCCUUCCUUUUGUCGUUGUGGGAUUCGAAAAUUGGAUUUUUUUUCUGUGAGAAAGAGUUGCUGAAAAAGGCGUAACGCUGGGGCAUACCGGAAGACGUUCUGGUAGAGUUGUCUGCAGUGCUCCACGCUACACGGUACGACAGUUAGUCUUUGCCCGUGUUGUGUAUCAGUGCCAGUAAACACUGAGGAAUGCAACACUCCGGUUUCUCACGCCAGAGCGCUGCUCUCAGGGGCCGGCGGGAGCCUCAAGAAAACAGAAGAUCUCGCCAAACAAGCUCGCCCCCGGGACACCUCACAAGGACUCUCCCCUCUCAACAACCGCACAAACUACUACAAAGAACCACCGGUAGAAGACUUCAACUAUAUAUCGCUGGAAAUUCGUCGCGGAUUUCUCCUGCGCGGAAAGAUGACCACUGUUACCGAACAAAGCCACACUCACACAACGGUUUGCCCCCCUUUCAGGCAAAGGGGCUUUCCGCACAGAUGGAAUAAGAAUGCUGUCGAUUUGAAUAUAGAACGCCAUUCAGAGCUAGCGUCCUGCCGUUUUCUCUCGACACAUGCUGAAGGAUUGGAGGACUUCAAACUGCCGAGUAUGGAAUCCUGUUUCAAGAAAUACCACAGUACGUAGCAACAACGGUACAGACAUCACCUUAGCAGGAAUUCGUAGGAUUUUUGUCAAGUAUUUUAGAGUGCAACAACCAAUGCAUAAGGACAGAACACAUAUGGACUUGCUGAAUACACAGGAAGGAUGCGAAAAAUGGACGACCCACACAACUCCCGUUGGCGCGCGUUUAAAUCCAGAACUGUAAGUGAUUUAGCAGAUUCACAACUUUGUAUAAUAUGUUCUCAUACCUAUGAUAUAUACGUGCCACGCACGACCAUUUUUCCCGGUCAAAGUCAACCAUUUUGUGUCAACUAUGCUAACGUUUAGUAAAAAAA